Molecule: messenger RNA, 617 nt
Organism: Malaclemys terrapin pileata
Lineage: Eukaryota; Metazoa; Chordata; Testudines; Emydidae
Gene: RAB3A
Product: RAB3A, member RAS oncogene family
Exons: 5
Biological process (GO): regulation of synaptic vesicle fusion to presynaptic active zone membrane; maintenance of presynaptic active zone structure; regulation of exocytosis
Cellular component (GO): plasma membrane; synaptic vesicle membrane; axon
Molecular function (GO): GTPase activity; GTP binding
Source: RefSeq, a predicted model, not a curated record
CGCCCCUUCAGAAUGCUGGCGACGUCAGCCGGGCUCUGCAAUUGCCGGGGCCGCGCGCGCUGCUGCUGCAUUUGGUGCAAGAGAAGCCUGGGGAGCGCGAUCUGGAGAUGGCUUCCGCUACUGACUCCCGCUAUGGCCAGAAGGAAUCCUCGGAUCAGAACUUCGACUACAUGUUCAAGAUCCUGAUCAUCGGGAACAGCAGCGUGGGGAAGACCUCGUUCCUGUUCCGGUAUGCAGACGACUCCUUCACUCCCGCCUUCGUCAGCACCGUCGGCAUCGACUUCAAAGUCAAAACCAUCUACAGGAAUGACAAGCGCAUCAAGCUGCAGAUCUGGGACACCGCGGGCCAGGAGAGGUACCGGACCAUCACCACCGCCUACUACCGGGGGGCCAUGGGCUUCAUCCUGAUGUACGACAUCACCAACGAGGAGUCCUUCAACGCCGUGCAGGACUGGUCAACCCAGAUCAAGACCUAUUCCUGGGAUAACGCACAGGUGCUGCUGGUGGGUAACAAGUGCGACAUGGAGGACGAGCGCGUCGUGGCGUCGGAGAGAGGGCGGCAGUUGGCAGAGCACCUGGGUUUUGAGUUCUUCGAAGCCAGCGCAAAGGACAACAUC